AUGGGGGAGAAAACCUUCGUCAGCGGUCAAUCGUUCCGGAAAAGUGCCCGCAAUUUCUUCGCCAACAAGGUGUGGGCAAAGAAGGCCCCUCUUGGGUUCAAGGUAGCUUUCGUUUCAGAGCAUGAGGGAAUGAAUGGGGUGAAGGGAAGGGUCGGCACUUUCUUCACCUUAUUUAUUUUGCCCAAAGUAGGGCGCGGCUUCUUUUCCUUAAUUGUGUUUUGUUCGUGUCGGGCCGCCAAAUCGGAAACCCAGGCCCCGCACAGGAAUCAAAGGCCACCAAAAGAGGCGCGGCGAGAAUGGUCGCUAGGUUCCGAAAAGAAAAAAGAAAGAAAAAAAAGUUCUUUUUUCUCCGGCGCCGGGAAAAACAAAGUAGGGCGGCAUGGGACCUUUUGUGCUUCUUGGACUUCGUUUUCCGGCGUGGUGGGUCCGUUGCCGCACUUCGGGGGUUCAUGCGGGGCCGGUGGGUCUUGGCGGAUCCCGGCGGUCUUUCUGGGUAUAAGGAUGGUACGGGCUGUGUAUUACCUUUUUUUCACUUGCUAG
This is a messenger RNA of Trypanosoma theileri, 540 nucleotides long. RefSeq lists its product as uncharacterized. Bases 1 to 540 code for a protein of 179 amino acids. The record is from RefSeq and is a predicted model, not a curated record. NCBI's taxonomy places the organism in Eukaryota, Euglenozoa, Kinetoplastea, Trypanosomatida, Trypanosomatidae. The transcript has a single exon.